Molecule: messenger RNA, 3303 nt
Organism: Anoplophora glabripennis (Asian longhorned beetle)
Lineage: Eukaryota; Metazoa; Arthropoda; Insecta; Coleoptera; Cerambycidae
Product: armadillo segment polarity protein
Exons: 10
Coding region: 121-2541 (806 amino acids)
Biological process (GO): positive regulation of transcription by RNA polymerase II; cell adhesion
Cellular component (GO): adherens junction; catenin complex
Molecular function (GO): alpha-catenin binding; transcription coactivator activity; cadherin binding
Source: RefSeq, a predicted model, not a curated record
UGUGUCGUUCAACGGGUGCGGUGUUGUGUUCGUAAGAUUUGCAUACAAAAAAAAUUGUAGAAUUGUUAAAGAAAAGUGUGAUCCAGUGGUGAAAGGUGUGCCCAUCACCACCGAUUCACCAUGAGCUACAUGCAGUCUAACCAGAACCGACCAAUGUCGCAGGGACACUAUCAAGGUCCCGGAGAUUUACCAAUGCCUUCGUCCAAAGAGCAGACCAUUAUGUGGCAGCAAAACACUUACAUGGCUGACUCUGGAAUUCAUUCUGGAGCUGCCACACAGGUACCAUCUCUCUCUGGAAAGGAAGAUGAAGAGAUGGAUCUGUUUGAUUUAGAUCAGGGGUACCAAGGAUUCACCCAAGAUCAAGUAGAUGAAAUGAAUAACCAGCUCAACCAGACACGUUCACAGAGGGUUCGCGCUGCCAUGUUUCCGGAGACACUCGAGGAAGGUAUUGAGAUCCCUUCCACUCAAUUUGACCCAUCCCAUCAAACCGCAGUCCAGCGUUUGGCAGAACCAAGCCAAAUGCUCAAACAUGCCGUAGUUAACCUCAUUAACUACCAAGAUGACGCCGAUCUGGCAACAAGAGCCAUACCCGAGUUAAUAAAACUGUUAAAUGACGAGGACCAAGUGGUAGUAUCGCAAGCCGCGAUGAUGGUCCAUCAGUUGUCGAAGAAAGAAGCAUCUCGUCAUGCUAUCAUGAACAGCCCUCAAAUGGUCGCUGCUUUAGUUCGAGCCAUUUCAAAUUCAAACGAUUUAGAAACUACCAAAGGUGCCGUCGGUACUUUGCAUAAAUUGUCACAUCAUAGACAAGGCUUAUUGGCUAUUUUUAAGAGUGGUGGCAUCCCUGCUUUAGUCAAAUUGCUUAGCUCUCCCGUUGAAAGCGUACUUUUCUACGCUAUCACCACCUUGCACAACUUACUGCUCCAUCAAGAUGGAUCAAAGAUGGCUGUGAGGCUGGCCGGCGGACUCCAAAAGAUGGUGGUUUUAUUACAGAGAAAUAAUGUUAAAUUUUUGGCCAUUGUGACAGACUGCCUCCAAAUCUUAGCCUAUGGCAAUCAAGAGAGUAAACUUAUUAUAUUGGCUUCACAGGGACCUAUCGAACUCGUAAGAAUCAUGAGGUCAUACGACUAUGAGAAACUUUUGUGGACAACAUCUCGAGUUUUAAAGGUAUUAUCAGUUUGUCCAAGCAACAAACCAGCCAUCGUCGAAGCAGGUGGAAUGCAAGCCUUGGCUAUGCAUUUGGGAAAUCCCAGCCAACGUCUCGUUCAAAAUUGUCUCUGGACUCUUCGUAACUUGUCCGAUGCCGCCACCAAAGUUGACGGACUAGAAAGUCUAUUACAGUCACUCGUUCAAGUUCUUGCUUCGUCAGACGUGAACGUCGUCACUUGCGCUGCCGGCAUACUGUCCAACCUCACCUGCAACAACCAACGCAACAAAGUCACGGUUUGCCAGGUGGGAGGUGUGGAUGCCCUGGUUCGCACCAUCGUCAGUGCGGGAGAUCGCGAAGAGAUUACCGAACCCGCCGUAUGCGCCCUCAGACAUUUGACGUCCAGACACGUGGAGUCUGAAAUGGCCCAGAAUGCCGUAAGAUUGAACUACGGCAUUCAAGUUAUAGUAAAAUUGUUGAAUCCACCAUCACGUUGGCCACUGGUUAAAGCUGUCAUUGGUCUGAUAAGGAACUUGGCUUUAUGUCCAGCUAAUCAUGCCCCCUUGAGGGAACACGGCGCUAUACAUCAUCUGGUACAGUUGUUGAUGAGGGCCUUCCAGGACACGCAAAGGCGAACUAGUGUGACUAGCGGUGGAAGCCAACAGCCGGGAACAUACGCAGACGGAGUCCGUAUGGAGGAAAUAGUAGAAGGAACGGUAGGGGCGUUACACAUCCUGGCAAGAGAAUCCCACAACAGAGCAAUAAUCAGGCAGCAAAUGGUGAUCCCGAUAUUCGUGCAGUUGCUGUUCAACGACAUAGAAAACAUACAACGUGUAGCGGCCGGGGUGCUUUGUGAACUCGCCGCCGAUAAGGAAGGCGCCGAGAUGAUAGAACAGGAAGGGGCUACGGCGCCUCUCACCGAGCUUUUGCAUUCAAGGAAUGAGGGUGUGGCUACGUAUGCAGCCGCAGUACUUUUUAGAAUGAGCGAGGACAAGCCCCAAGAUUACAAAAAGCGGCUAUCCAUGGAGCUGACCAAUUCGUUGUUCCGAGAAGAGAACCUCUGGAACCCCGACCUGGGGAUGGGGGCUGAUCUACAGGAUAUUUUGAGUCCCGAUCAGGCCUACGAUAAUAUGUAUACCCAGGGACCCCCUAGCGUGCACAGCAGCCACGGCGGAAGACCUUACCAGCAGCAAGGGUAUGACCAGAUACCAAUAGAUAUGCAAGGUCUAGAGAUCGGCUCGCACGGCGGUGGGGGCAACGGGUCCACGUACAGUGCCCUUGACGCCAUGGAUGUGACCGGCGCCGAUCCCGAUCUCAACUUUGACACUAUCGAUCAGCUCCCCACCCCUCCCCAAGACAACAAUCAAGUUGCCGCAUGGUACGACACUGACUUGUAAAUCAUAAACCGUUUCACUUUUCAUCCCAACUUUGGAGAAAACAUUGUCGACGACAUACAAAUGUAUAUUCAUGUAUUCACAACUUUCGAUCAAAAAGGGUAUUUAUGUAAUUGGAACAUUGCAGUUUUAUUAGUUUCGGUUGCGGGAGAGGGACGUUUUAUGCCCAUGAUAUAUUUGUUAGGUCGAGUAAAAAAGUGAAAUAAUUUUGUGAUUUACAAUUUAGACAUUAAGUUAAAAAAUUGUCUAGCUAUAAGACUUUAUUGUGUUAGUUUUUUUAUAAAUAUAUACUAUAUAUGUAUUUAAUCUUUUUCGCAGCUAUUUAACUGUUUUAAAAGUUUUAUGUAGAAAGUGGCAUUUGAUUUCUAUUAUUUUGGCUCGGUAUAAUUUUCGGCUAGUAAAUUUGGAUAUCAAAUGUAGUCUUUUGCGUUUCACCUUUAAUAUUAGUUUUUAUAGCCUCGAUUCAUAAUUUUUUUUAAUGGAAAAGAUUACUUAUGUUUAAGUAAUAAGUCAGUAUUUAUCAUAUUAUUAUUAUAUACAAAUAGUGAUAGGAUGUUUUUGUUAUUCUUAUUAUUUAAAUGAUAAUUUUACUGUUGUCUCUGUCGCACAAUUUUUUUUAUUGAUUUUUUUGUUUCAUAUUUAAAAUAUUACAGGAACAUCUUUUCUUGAACAGGGUAGAUUGUUAAUUACAGGGGCACUGCCUAUCUGAACAAUGAUUAUGCAUGAAAUUUAUAGCUGACCAUUAAAUUUCUAACUGUAAAAAAA